GGCGAUGCGUAUUAGCUUACCUAAACUAAUGUGACUGCUAAAUAGAACCCGGCUUCAAGGUAACAUCUUGGAUUUCGACGUCGCGAAUUUCAACCGAAACUCAAUUCCUCACCUUCUAUCUUCCGCAACUGAACUACCCGCGUGUCAAUUGAACCCGAUAUCCACGAUGCGACCUACUCAAGCUCUUAUGGCUGGUGGCGAAGGCCCCAUCGGCAGGCAUGGAAAGUUCUUAGGUGGUUGGGGUAACUUCGGUGGCAUGCCGCAAAGGGGUAUCAUCAGCUACACCCUAAGCGCAAACAUGCAGAACCCGUUCGCCGGCGCCGCGCACGCUGCCAUCUUCAACACCUGGCGACGAUUCAGCGCACAGGUCCUCUACGUCGCUCCCCCCAUGAUCUUCUUCUACUACGCUAUGUCGUGGGCCACCGACCGAAACCACUACCUGAACUCCAAGGCUGGUCGCAAGGAGUUCGCCGACGAAUAGAUGGGUUUCGUGGAUUAUAGACAGCGGAGGUUACUCUAUCGCGUAUAGACAAGACCUUGUAGACCUACUACCAAUAGACUAGAGCGCGAGAGCUACAAAUAUACAAAUUCUCUUUUAUUA
This is a messenger RNA of Daldinia vernicosa, 601 nucleotides long. Its product is annotated as ubiquinol-cytochrome c reductase complex ubiquinone-binding protein. Gene Ontology annotation, biological process: mitochondrial electron transport, ubiquinol to cytochrome c. NCBI's taxonomy places the organism in Eukaryota, Fungi, Ascomycota, Sordariomycetes, Xylariales, Hypoxylaceae. The transcript has 4 exons. The coding region runs from base 167 to 481 and encodes 104 amino acids. The record is from RefSeq and is a predicted model, not a curated record.